AUCGAGUAUCGACUGGACAGCACAGUCUCACCUGUCGCGCCGCUGUUGUGUGAUUGGUGGUCGCGGCGGCCGCCUUAUUUUUAUUCCGCUUCCCCUACUAAUGCAUUACUACUAAUCCAAAGAAUCCUUCGGUUUUGUAUUCUACUCCGCUUCCUUUCGUCUUCCCCUUCGCCCCUUUCUCUCUCUCUCUCUCUCGCGUGUUCUCGCGUCGCCGUCGCCGCUGGUGCGAGAUGGUCGAGACGAGGCGGAGCGCCGCCGCGAAGCGCCCGGCGGCGGGGGAAGAGGAUAAGGGGGCGCCGGCAUCGCCUGCAUCGGCUCCCGCGGAGAACGCGGGGGCGGGUCCGAGGGCGGGUGACGAUGUCGCGUCGUCGCAGCCCCCGAAGCGAGCCAAGGUUGGGUGCACGGAGGCGGACACCGAGAAGCCGUUGGUGGCGCCGGCAGAAGUCGGCACCGUUGCGGGCCCACUGCCCAACACGGCUGGUCUGCAGGCGCUGACCGGCGCCAUGGACAAGCUGGAGGCCCUCUUGAGGCCCAAGGAGGGUCAGUCCAAUCCGGCCGGGCAUAAGCGGGGCACUAACGAUAAAGAUAUAACGGCGAAGAUAAAGAGAGCCAUGGAUUUAUCGGAGGAUUUAUCAGCAAAGAUAAAGAAAACCAAGGAUAAUGUGGCUGGGAUAUUGAAUAAGCCACAGGCGGCAGCCACCAGCAGGCGUCAGGAGCCCUGGUGCAGACUAAUUUCACAAUAUACCAUGCACCCUACCCUUUCUAUUUAUGGUGCGCUUUUCACUAUCGGUCAUGGAGCACAUCAUGAUUUCAGACUGGGCGAAUCAUCCACUGCCUCACCUGUUUGUAGACUGAAGCAGGCUAAGCGAGGUGCACUCCUUGAAGUCUUUGAAUCCAAAGUUGUCCGUGUCAAUGGGAAAUCUUUGGACAAGGCUGCCAAGGUUACCUUAAAUGGAGGAGAUGAAAUUAUCUUCCGUUCACCAGUGAGGCAUGCUUAUAUAUUUGAGCAACUUCAUCAGGAGAAAUCAAGCACUCCAGCAUUAUCCUCCACUUGCAGUAGUAUCCAGCAGGGGCAGUGCUCACAUUUCAAAGAUAUUCAGGGUCAUUUAUCAUCUAAAGGGCACAAAGUCCCAACCAUUUACUUUGGAAGAGGUCGGUCUUCAUUGUUGCCUAGUGGUUCAUCAGCAGAUCCACUCCUGCUUAAUUUAUGUAAAACGAUGGAGGGCCAGAGCCAGCAUAGCUCCGAAGAUAAUAUAUCAUCUGGUCGGUUUCAGCUAAUAAAGGAGGAUUUGAUAAAUGCAACGGUUGACGCGAGUGACAUUUUUGAGUCAUUUGAUAGUUGCCCAUAUUAUCUAAGUGAUCAUACCAAAUGUGCCCUCAUGUCAUCAGCAUAUGUACAUUUACACUGCAAAGACUACUUGAAGUUUACAAAAGAUAUAUCUUCUCUUAGUCAACGAGUGCUGCUAUCUGGCCCAACAGGAACUGACAUCUAUCAAGAAUAUCUGGUGAAGGCACUUGCAAAGAAUUUUGGUGCUAGAUUGCUCACUGUAGAUUCUUCCAUGCUGUUUGGUGGGCAAACUUCCAAGGAGCCGGAGACAUACAAAAAGGGUGAUAGAGUGAGGUAUAUUGGUUCGGUACAGUCGACAGGCGUUAUUCUUGAUGGACAGAGCCCCCCAGAUUUUGGUUCACAGGGUGAAAUAUUUCUUCCUUUCGAAGAAAAUAGAUCAUCGAAGGUUGGUGUAAGGUUUGAUAAAAAAAUUCUGGGAGGAAACGAUCUUGGAGGCAAUUGCGAAGUUGACCAUGGUUUGUUUUGUCCAGUUGAUUCUUUAUGCCUCGACAUUCCAGGAUGGGAGGUUACAUCCAAACAUCCAUUAGAUGUGAUAUUUGAGUUUAUCUCUGAAGAAAUUCGGCAUGGCCCUUUUAUCCUUUUUCUGAAGGACACGGAGAAAAUUUGUGGCAAUAAUGAUUACUAUCAUGGUCUGAAAAGCAAGCUAAAACAUUUCCCAGCUGGUGCUUUUAUAAUUGGAUCUCAAAUCCAGCCUGCCAAUCGCAAAGAGAAGGCAAAGGGUAGUUCUCCUUUUCUUUCGAAGUUCCCAUACAGCCAAACUAUACUUGACCUCGCAUUACAGUAUACGAAGAAGCUGGAGCCGCAGCCAUCUGAAGCUCUAGCAAACGUUGACAUUGAUGCGAUAAAUGGUAAUAAUAAAGAAACUUCAAAGGCAGCGAAGCAUUUAAUCAAACUUUUCCCAAAUAAAGUGAUACUCGAGGCACCACAAGAUGAAAUGGAGCUUUCACGGUGGAACCAGAUGUUAAACCGAGAUAUUGAAGUCCUUAAAGGAAAUGCAAACAUUUCAAAAAUGCGUUCUUUUCUAACAAGGGUUGGUUUGGAAUGCACUGAUCUUGAGGCGAUAUUGGUCAAGGAUCGCGUUCUUACAAAUGAGUGUAUUGAUAAAAUAAUUGGUUUUGCUUUGAGCCAUCAACUUAAGAACUGUACAAAUCCAGACCCCCCUUUGAGUAAUGUGCAGUUUGUUCUAUCCAGCGAAAGCCUUAAGCAUGGUAUUGACAUGUUGGAAAGUAUCCAGUCUGGCUCGAAGAGCAGCACUAAAAGGAAAUCACUGAAGGAUAUUGCUACGGAAAAUGAGUUUGAAAAGAGGCUUCUUGCAGAUGUUAUCCCUCCACAUGAAAUCGGUGUUACCUUUGAGGACAUUGGAGCUUUAGAAAGUGUCAAAGAUACUCUGAAGGAGUUAGUGAUGCUUCCUUUGCAAAGACCUGAACUUUUUAACCGAGGACAACUUAUGAAGCCGUGUAAAGGAAUUUUACUUUUUGGCCCACCUGGUACUGGAAAGACAAUGCUUGCUAAGGCUGUGGCAACUGAGGCUGGUGCUAAUUUCAUAAACAUAUCGAUGUCAAGCAUCUCUUCAAAGUGGCUUGGUGAAGGAGAAAAAUUCGUGAAAGCUGUUUUUUCACUGGCAAGUAAAAUUGCUCCAAGUGUAAUUUUUGUGGACGAGGUUGAUGGCAUGCUGGGAAGGCGGGAGAACCCUGGAGAACAUGAAGCCAUGCGUAAGAUGAAAAAUGAGUUUAUGGUGAACUGGGAUGGUCUGAGAACAAAGGAGAAAGAACGUGUAUUAGUACUUGCUGCAACUAACAGGCCAUUUGAUCUUGAUGAGGCUGUUAUUAGGCGGCUUCCAAGGAGGUUGAUGGUGAAUUUGCCAGAUGCAUCAAAUAGGAGAAAGAUUCUUAGUGUAAUACUAGCCAAGGAAGAUUUGGCAGACGAUGUUGAUCUAGAAGCUAUAGCUAACUUGACAGAAGGGUACUCGGGUAGUGAUCUCAAGAAUCUUUGUGUUACUGCUGCUCAUCGUCCUAUUAGGGAGAUUCUUGAAAAGGAGAAGAAGGAGAGAGCUUCAGCAGAAACAGAAAAUAGGCCAUUGCCUCUGUCGCACACUAGCAAUGAUGUCCGUGCAUUAAGAAUAAGUGAUUUCAUACAUGCGCAUGAACAGGUGUGUGCAAGUGUUUCCUCAGAUUCCAGUAACAUGAACGAGCUUGUGCAAUGGAAUGAUCUCUAUGGAGAAGGCGGGUCAAGGAAAAAGACAACGCUAAGCUACUUCAUGUAGCUGAUGUUGCAAGUAUAUCGGGAGAAGUGCCCUGGCACAAAGCAGAAAUGGUUGGAGGCAGUUGGGGGUGUGUAUCGGGUGCAGUUGGAAAAGAGCUAGGUUCACCUGCCAUCCAUCCAUUGAGAGAAUUGAUGGCUCAGGUGGAGCGGAAUGGAGUAGUAUACACAUUGGUUGCUGCCUCCACUCUGGGCCAUGUAUCAUGCAUCUGGACAUGACGGAUGGUCUGGCUUGCAGUUGUCCUAACAACAGUUUUGAGUGCAACAUAUCACUGUCUGGGAAAGAAAAGAAAAGAAAAUAUACCAUUUGUGUUGUUCCCACUCCACAGGAAGCACGGCGACGACAUCGCCCAACAACCCUUUUCCAUCGUUUCUUAAAAAAUAAUUCAUUAUUUAGGUUGUAAACAUUUAGAGCCUGUGCAAGUGUACAGUAUGAGCAUCAGGAGUAUUAACCUAGUGUUGAUGUCUAUACCUAAUCUAAUUUAUUGAUUAGAAUCAUUUAACAUGAAAUACAUGAUUAUUUUGUAUC
Messenger RNA from Zea mays, 4136 nucleotides. RefSeq names its product AAA-type ATPase family protein. The record is from RefSeq and is a predicted model, not a curated record. Gene Ontology annotation, molecular function: protein binding; ATP binding; ATP hydrolysis activity. The transcript is spliced from 29 exons. NCBI's taxonomy places the organism in Eukaryota, Viridiplantae, Streptophyta, Magnoliopsida, Poales, Poaceae. Gene Ontology annotation, cellular component: mitochondrial outer membrane. The coding region runs from base 231 to 3611 and encodes 1126 amino acids.